UCCUUCCUACUAUUCCGCACAAAUAACUUGACAGAGGGAGAAAUAGAGAGAGGGGGGUACAGAGACGGAGAGAGGAAUUGCAGAGAGAGAGAGAGAGAGAGAGAUAGAGAGAGCGAGAGGAAGAUGUACGGAUACGCGAGCGUGGGGAAGGGGGAGCUAGAUCUAGAGCAGGGGACGCUAUACCCAGGGCUCAGCCAUGGCGAGAACCAGCUUCGAUGGGGUUUCAUCCGCAAGGUCUACGGAAUCCUCUCUGCUCAGAUCGUCCUCACCACCAUCGUCUCUUCCGCCACCGUUCUUUACUCUCCCCUCAACGAUCUCCUCCGAGGAAAUUCAUCCCUUCUCAUUUUCCUCAUGUUCUUUCCCCUCAUCUUGCUAUGGCCCUUGUAUGUGUAUCAGCAAAAGCAUCCAUUGAACCUAGUUUUGCUUGGGCUCUUCACUGCAUGCCUGAGUCUAACUGUUGGCGUAAGCUGUGCUAAUACAGAUGGAAGAAUAGUGCUUGAAGCAUUGAUUUUAACAUCAGCCGUUGUUUCAGCCCUUACGGGGUACACUUUCUGGGCUUCUAAGAAGGGCAAGGAUUUCAGCUACCUUGGACCGAUCUUGUUCUCCUGCCUUAUUGUUCUUAUCGUUACCGGUUUUAUCCAGAUGUUCUUCCCGCUUGGUCCUACAUCUAUUGCCAUUUACGGUGGAAUCAGUGCUAUGAUAUUCUCAGGGUACAUUGUCUAUGACACAGACAACCUGAUAAAGCGCUUCAGUUAUGAUGAGUACGUUGGGGCAUCUGUAACGCUCUAUUUGGACAUUCUGAACCUGUUCCUUGCCAUUCUACGUGUGCUGAGGCACACAGACGGCUAGUUUUACGUUGUUUCUGUGCCUGAGGCUGAUUCUAGCCAACUGGUUUGCUACCAUAUUUGCACUAUUAUAUGUAACAAAAAUAGGUGAUCAUUUGUGGAUAUAAUACAUUUUCUGUUAAUGUUGCUUUACAUAUCUGAAGGGCUCUUGAAACUUUUAUCUUAGUGUUAAGUGUAACUAAAUCAAUUGUGUUAAGAAAUAAAAGUGCUCGUCGAAGAGGUCUGCUGCAAA
Molecule: messenger RNA, 1077 nt
Organism: Malania oleifera
Lineage: Eukaryota; Viridiplantae; Streptophyta; Magnoliopsida; Santalales; Ximeniaceae
Product: BI1-like protein
Exons: 4
Coding region: 124-849 (241 amino acids)
Cellular component (GO): membrane
Source: RefSeq, a predicted model, not a curated record